AUGCGGGCCAUCAAGAAUAUGCAGAAGAUCACCAAGGCGAUGAAGAUGGUGGCAACAGCCAAGUUCAAGAAGGACAUGAGGACGAUGGAAAACAGCCUACCCUUCGCAAAUCCGGUGCUCAACCUCUUCCAGCGCUUGCCUGUUGAGGAGAAGGCAGGUGGAAUCACUUACGUCGCAGUGACUUCGGACAAGGGUCUCUGCGGAGGCGUUAACACCGCUGUGGCCAAGCAGGUGCGCCUGGGCUUGGCUGCUGAAGAGGCGAAGGGCAAUGCUGCCAAGAUCAUGGUCGUCGGUGGCAAGGGCGUCGCUGUGCUGAAGCGUCUCUAUGGCGAUCGUUUCAGCACCACCUUCGAGGAGUGCUCCAAAGUGCCCUUCACCUUCGCCGCCGCCUCGGUCAUCGCAGAGCGGCUCGCUGCCAGCAAGCCGCCCCGGUGCAAGGUGGUGAGCAACGAGUUCAAGUCGAUGGUGUCCUACGACACGAUCGCCAAGCACACCUACACCGUUGACGAGGCCACCAAUAUGGACCGCGGGGAGUGGACCAAAGCCAUGGACGUCUACUCUUUCGAGCCUUCCAUCUACGAAGUCUGGCAGGACCUGCACGAGUUUUACUACGGAUGUGUCAUAUAUGGUUCCGUCAUCCAAAGCACGACCACGGAGACAGCACAGCGCAUGAACGCCAUGGAGAACGCUUCGAAGAAUGCAGGGGAGAUGUACGGAAAGGUGGAGCUCCAAUACAACCGGGCACGCCAGGCCAAGAUCACCACCGAGCUCUGUGAGAUCAUCUCUGGCGCUUCUGCAGUGUAA
Messenger RNA from Symbiodinium natans, 804 nucleotides. The record is from the annotation of a GenBank genome assembly. Lineage: Eukaryota; Dinophyceae; Suessiales; Symbiodiniaceae.